This is a messenger RNA of Naegleria gruberi, 1383 nucleotides long. RefSeq lists its product as uncharacterized. The record is from RefSeq and is a predicted model, not a curated record. The transcript has a single exon. Lineage: Eukaryota; Heterolobosea; Eutetramitea; Acrasida; Naegleriidae. The coding region runs from base 1 to 1383 and encodes 460 amino acids.
AUGAACGAAAAUAACAAGCAAAAAACAAAAAGCCUAAAAUUAAUAUUACAAUAUUUAUUGAAUAAUAAUUUAUUAUUGAAAGGUGUGCAAGGAUUUGUUUCGGAUCAUGAUCAAUAUGUAAUUGCAGAGGAAAAUAUUGCAAUUUUCGAGAAACAACAAUGGAUUGAACAUUCACAAACAGCAGGAAAGACAGAAGCAAAGCCUAUUACUGCUGGAAAGAAAAAGAUGUCGUCAGAUAAAUCAAAAUCCGAUCCAACUUCUCAUCCAGGUUUGUUGAACAAACUGAUCAGGAGCUUUCAAGGCAACAGCUCACUUUCUACAGAUUCACUCCAAGCAUUUAAUAAUAUUCUAUUUCUGGUAAAUUCAAUUCCUCCCUCAGUGAAUAGUGUCAGUAUUUUCGAUAUCAUGUUGAGAAGUUCAAAAUUGGAUUCAGAUUUAUUGCCCUUCCUUGCUCAAGUUAAAAUUCCAAAGAGUGCACUUGGUGGCACUGACUACAAGACAUUUAUUGCAACACUGUCAAAAGUACAAAUGUAUCUGCCCAGUUGGUAUUAUAAUUCUCUAGUUCUUGCAAAGGCCCUUUCAAAUUUCGACUCUAUUCUCUUAUACUGUGCACAGAGAUUUGCUAGGGAAAUUAAGGUCCAGAAAGCCAUUACUGGAGCUUUAAUUUAUCCUGCAAUAAUGACAGUAAUUGGUCUAUUGGGUAUUACAAUGUUAUUGACCAAGAUUUUACCACAGAAUAUUGGUAUUUUUGAAAGUAUGGGUCUUACAGUCCCAUCCUUUUUACAAUUUACAAAUUAUCUCGUAAGAUCUAUUCAAUACCAUUGGUUGGCUCUUAUUUAUAUUAUUCCUUCAACAAUAUCAUCAGAGUAUUUACCUUUCAAAUCAUUCUUGAAAUGGCAAUACAUUCGAAUGCACACCCCUAUUGGAAAUUUAACAUUCUUACAAGAUAAGGCCACGCUCUUGCAUACAUUAUCAUUACUCGAUAAGGAACAAAUCACUUCCAAGCUCUUAAUUGUCUGCUCAAACAUCAGUUCCAACCCAAUUCUUCAACACAUGGUGGAAAGUAUGGCCAGCUUGGCAAAAUAUGGAGCUGGUGCAGAUGAAGUUUUAGCUUACAUGUUAAAGCAAAAGCAUAUAUUUUCACCUUAUGAAAUAGCCUAUCUUCAAGCUUGUUUUAUGAGUGGAAAACAUGUUAUCAUUCAGGAUGGUUUGAAGUAUGUUUCUCAAAUGGUUUUGAAAGAGUAUACCCAAAGACUUCAGACCUUGUUGAAAAUCCUCAAUCCUGCCACCGUAGCUAUUAUUGGUGUAUUGGUCAUUGUUAUUGCAGUACUUGGUAUCUAUCCAAUGAUUGCCUUGACUGGUGCUGUCACUGCUAAUAAGUAA